Xyrichtys novacula (pearly razorfish) is the source of this 17211-nucleotide messenger RNA. The record is from the annotation of a GenBank genome assembly. NCBI's taxonomy places the organism in Eukaryota, Metazoa, Chordata, Actinopteri, Labriformes, Labridae.
AGAGACACAGAGAUGUGACUCUGUGGAGGAGCAGCUAUCCAGAUGUUCUUUAUGUCAGGACGUCCUGAAGGAUCCAGUCUCUACCCUCUGUGGACACCGGUUCUGCAGACAGUGCCUCCCCUCAUUCAGGGACCAGUCGACUUCUUCAGCCUCCUGUCCCCAGUGUGGAAAAAGAACCAGAACAGUUCUUGUCUCUCAGACAGACAGUCAGUCCAGCUCUGAUGGAAGUAAGUCUGAACAUCUGUCCUUUAAACCCUAAAUUACACAAUUUCUGCUUGAAUUAUUCUGUUUAUUUUAACCAUAAAAUCAACAGAAAAUGUCCUAUGAGUGAGUGUUUUAACACAUUUUUCCACAACACUUUGAACUUUCAUUUCACUUUCAGAUUUUUCAUUUGAAAUCAGAAAUUUGAAGAGUAUCAAACAUACUUAGAACAAAAACUUUGGAGUGCUGUCUCUCAAAGAGCAAAAACAGGUUAAAUAAAUACAACUACAACUUCUUCUUCUCUCCUCUCGGGCUGCAAACACACUCCUCUCUCACUCUGAGGUCUUGGUGGAACUGUCAGAAGUUCAACAGACACACAUCACACCCCUCACAUUUCCAGACAGUUCUCCUCAUGACAAAGUUUGCAGCGUCGUCUCCCCAUGCUGGUUCUUUGAGACUUCAGCUGUCCAUGGUUUGUUGGGACAUGUAGGUGUUUGUCACCUGUAGUUUUCUUUGCUGGAGACAAACUCUGAGAAGAUGUGCAGAAAGCUCCUCCUGAAAGCACCAGGGACAGGUUUUAGGUUGAACCUCAGUAGCUGGGGUCUCCAUCAUCAGAUUCAGAUUUUCAUCUAGGAUGAUGUAGUGAGCGGCUUCACUGUCACUACAGCCCAGAGUGUGGGGUCUUCCUCUCUCUCUCUCUCUCUCUCUCUCUCUCUCUCUCUCUGAGCAGUGAGUGUGCUGAGUGAGUGUGCGGAGCGAUUGUUCGAGUGUUUGAACAUCUUUUCUAUCUUUUUGUAGCUUUCUCAUGAGAGAAAGUCUGCUUUAUUUGUAUUAAUAGUUGUAGGUGAGUAGUUUAGUUGAGAGUUUGGUGGUGGUGGGCUGACAGCAGGGCGACAUGCCCGUUGUCAGUGGUCACGCCGAGCUGGAGCUGCUAACUCGCCGGCACGCGGUGAAAGUGUUACCUGGAGCUGGCGUGUCGGUGGAGGAGGUAAGCUAUGCUGUUGGUGAGGUGGUGGGAUUCGAGAGUGUAAAGUCAGCAUCUAGGAUGAAUAGUGCUGUUGUGAUUUUUUUAGAUGAGGUGAGUAAAGUGGAGAGGGUGGUGGAAUCAGGUGUAGUAUUGAGGGACACGUUCACUUCCGUGUUUCCUCUGGUGAACGUGGCUAAAAAGGUAACAGUGUCAAAUGCACCACCGUUUAUAAAAAAUGAUGACCUGUGCAAAGCUUUGAGUAAGUACGGUCAAAUUGUGUCACCAAUAAAAAUGGUCUUGCUAGGGUGCAAAUCACCAAAGUUAAAACAUGUCGUGUGUCACAGGAGGCAGCUGUUCAUGAUACUGAAAGACGCCGAAAACCCUUUAAACCUGUCGCUAAAUUUUAAGAUCGAAGGUUUUAACUACGUGGUUUUUAUUACAUCGGACACAAUGAAGUGUUUUGGGUGUGGGGCUGAAGGACAUCUCAUCCGAGCAUGUCCUGAGGCCAGAAAGGAGAACGCCGGGGCUCCGGGCCCGGAGCGCACGGCGGGUGAAGCCGGGGCUCCGCGCGCGGAGCGGCCGGCGGAUGAGGCCGGGCCCCGCGCGCGGAGCGGCCGGCGGGUGAAGCCGGGGCUCCGCGCGCGGAGCGGCCGGAGGGUGAGGCCGGGGCUCCGCGCGCGGGGCGGCCGGCGGGUGAAGCCGGGGCUUCGGGCGCGGGGCGCCCGGCGAGUAAGGCCGGGGCUCUGGGCGCGGAACGCCCGGCGGGUGGAGCCGGGGCUUCGCGCGCGGAGCGGCCGGCGAGUGGGGCCGGGGCUCCGGGCGCGGAGCACGAGUCAGACGCCUCGGGCUCCCGUUUGAGUAAGCAGGUGCCCGAGGAUAACAGAAUGGAAGUGGGUCUGAGUGGGGAUGCACCAAAUGAAAAUAAUGUAAAAAUUGAUCAACAGAAAAAAACUGUAAAUACUGUGGUGGAGGGAGGAGGAGAAAACAAAUCAGACAUUGACAGCAUGAUCGAAGUGAUUAUGGAAGACGUUUUUAACGAACAAAACAUCAGUCUUAAAUACAGCAAAAGAAAACCAAAUGAUCAGAGUCAGGGGGGAGGGAAGGCCAUGAAGGUACUGGAGGACCUUUCUGAGGAAGAGGAGGAGGAGGAAGAGGAGGAGGAAGAGGCUGACUUUACUCCUUCUCAAAAAGAAAAAAUCACAAAUUACAGUGUGACAAAAAUCAAAAAGUUUUUAGCUGACACUAAAGGUCAAUGGGCGGUCAAAGUGGAAAAUUUUUUCCCAGAUUUAAAUGGUUUUAUAAACUCAGUGAAUCGUUUUCAAAGAGAGAAUGCGUUUACUGAGCAGGAAGUCUACAGACUCAGUAAACUCAAAAAAAGGGUCAAAGAAACACUCAGAGUGACAAGUAACUGAUUUUUAUGAUAUCGUGUUUUUUAUCCCCUGUUUUUAUUUGUUCGGUUCUUCUCACAGUUUUUAUGAACAUUCGCAUUGGGACUCUAAACAUAAACGGAGCUCGGUCAGACUAUAAGAGAGCAUCUCUGUUCCAGCUGUGCCAGCUGAAAAAGCUGGACGUACUUUUUGUGCAGGAGACCCACAGUGAUCAGAGGAAUGAGGGGGACUGGAGAAGGGAGUGGCCAGGCCAGGUCUAUCUGAGUCACAAAGUGUCCAACAGUGCUGGGGUGGGGAUCCUGUUCUCCAGGUUCUUUAACCCUCACACUGUGCAGGUGCACCAGGUGAUGGAUGGACACAUUUUAAUGGUUAAGGCUCAGUAUGAGGAUUUUAAAUUUGUUUUUGUGUGUGUUUAUGCUCCAGUGCUGGGCAGAGACAGAAUGCUGUUUUUAAAUACUCAGUGUGAUGUGGUGGGGGGUGUGGAGGAGGGUUUUUUAUUCCUGGGGGGUGAUUUUAACUGCACUGCUGAUGCAGUGAUGGACAGGAAUCACCUGGAGCCUCAUCCUGCCUCAUCCACUCGGCUAAAAAGACUGAUAGAAACUCAUGACCUGAAGGACGUGUGGAGAGGGUUGAAUGGCUCCACCAGGCAGUACACCUGGUCCCACUGCAAAGACAACAGCUUGUCUCUUGCCAGACUGGACAGAUUUUAUUGUUUUAAACACCAUUUCAGCAUUUUUAGGAAAUGUCUUAUUGUCCCUGUGGGUGUGUCUGAUCACUUUUUAGUCCAGUGUGACUUUUUUAUUCAGAAUGUGAAGACAUCCAGCGCCUACUGGCAUUUUAACACGGCUCUUUUAGAAGACUGUGCUUUUAAAGAUGCUUUUAGGUUUUUAUGGGCUUCACACAGGGACAGGAAGGCAGAGUUUUUAUCAGUGCAGAGAUGGUGGGACUAUGGGAAGGUUUUAAUUCAGCAGUUCUGUCAGCAGUAUACUCGCAACGUCACCAAGUACAUCACCAGAUCCCUCCAGGUCCUGGAGACUGAGGUACAGAACCUGUUGGACUGUACAGGAGAAGGGAGGCAUGUUGAGGCCCUCCAAAAGAAGAAGGCGGCCAUAGCCAACCUGCUGGGCACUACAGCACAGGGGGCGCUGGUGCGCUCCCGCUACAUGAACGCCUCCAUGAUGGACGCCCCAUCGAAGUUCUUCUUCAGCCUGGAGUCAAAAAACGGACAGAGGAAGGUGAUCCACAGCCUGCGCGCCACUGACGGAUCAACCAUCACUGGGGCCUCAGAGAUCCGCAGGCAUGCCACAUGUUUUUAUAGAGACCUUUUUAAAAGUGAACUGGUGGAGGAUCCACAGCUGGAGGCAGACUUUCUGUCUGACCUCCCUCAGGUGGGACAGUCGGGGAACUCUCUCCUGACAGCGGACCUGACUCUGGAGGAACUGCAUGUGGCCCUCAUGAGCUUGGCCAACGGAAAGGCCCCAGGCAUCGACGGGAUCCCAGUGGAUUUCUAUAAGACUUUCUGGCCCGUGGUGGGCGAGGACUUAUUGGAAGUAUUUCAGGAGAGUUUGAGAACAGGACUGCUACCGCAGAGCUGCAGGAGGGCUGUCAUAACCCUGCUCCCCAAGAAGGGAGACCUCCAAGAACUGAAAAACUGGAGACCGGUCUCACUGCUCUGCGGGGACUAUAAGGUCCUCUCCAAAGCCCUGGCUCUACGGCUGCGAGAGGUGAUGGCGGAGGUGAUUCAUGUAGACCAGACUUACUGUGUGCCCGGCAGACUGAUCAGUGAUAACAUCACUCUGAUUCGGCAUGUUUUGGACGUCUCUAGCUCUUUAGGCGUUGACACUGGUCUGAUUUCCAUAGACCAGGAAAAGGCUUUUGAUCGGGUUGAACACCAAUACCUGUGGAAGACGCUCGCCGCCUUCGGGUUCAGCCCAGAUUUUAUAGCCAGGGUUCGGGUUAUGUACCGUGACGUUGCGAGCAUACUCAAGAUUAAUGGUGGUCUGGCUGCUCCCUUCUGCGUUCAAAGAGGGGUUCGACAGGGUUGCUCCUUAUCAGGAAUGCUCUAUUCUCUAGCGAUUGAGCCCCUGCUAGAAAAAAUGAGGAGGACUCUGACAGGAGUUCUGUUCCCAGGAUGUCCUUCAGCGAUAAAACUGACAGCAUACGCUGACGACAUCAUGGUGGUUUUAAAUACACAGAAAGACAUUCAGGUUUUAGAGGACAAAGUAAAUCUUUUUAACAAACUGUCUUCAGCCAGGGUCAACUGGGCCAAGAGUGUGGCCUUCACCACAAACAGGGACUCCUUGGGGGGGCUGGUUCUUCCUGGGGGGCUCCAGUGGACAGUGGGGGGCUUAAAUAUCUUGGGGUGUUUUUAGGGGAUGAACAGUUUUUAAAGAGAAACUGGGAGGGGGUCCUUGAGGCUGUCGAGGGCCGACUGAAGAGGUGGAGGUGGUUGCGGCCGUCCAUGUCGUACAGGGGGAGGACCCUGAUCAUUAACAACCUGGUGUCGUCCUUCCUGUGGCACAGGUUGGCUGUUGUAGACCCUCCCCCUAACCUGCUCUCCAGGGUCCAGACUGUUUUAAUUGACUUUUUCUGGGACAAGCUCCACUGGCUCCCACAGGCGGUGCUGUUCCUCCCUGUGGAAGAGGGAGGUCAGGGGCUGGUGCACCUGGCCAGCAGGGGGCAGCGUUCAGACUGCAGUUUAUCCAGCGGCUGCUGUACGGGCCCCAGGACCUGGUGUGGAGGCCCCUGGCUCGGCUGAUUCUGCGGAGCGUGGGCGGCCUCGGCCUACAGGAGACUGUGUUUUUAUUGGAUUUUAAGACUGUGAGUUUUUUAUCCCUGCCAGUGUUUUACCGAGGUGUGUUCAGCGUGUGGAAGCUGCUGUGGAGGCAGAGGGUCCAGCACCAAACCUGCUGCUGGCUGCUGAAGGAGCCGCUGGGCCGUGGAGGCCUGCUAAGCAACCCUCCCUGGGCAGGAGCAGCGGUGGCCGAGGACCUGAGGACAGCGGGGAUCACCACGCUGGGGACCCUGCUGGACAUCACCGGACCCGACCUGCAGGAGACGGAGGAGCUGGCGAGGCGCUUGGGCUGGAGAUCGAGGAGGAACAUGAGCCGACUGCUGAGCCACUGGAGGACCUGCCUGACGGGACGAGACCGGCAACUGCUGGGAGAACAGCGACAGGAACAGACUGCCCCCUGUCCCAACCUACCGUUCCCCCCCCUCAUCAUCCGUCCGGGACCAGACCUGCAGCAGGAGGUGAGCCUGGAGAAGGCCGAGGGAAAGGCUCUCUCGGCUCUAAUGGUGAGGACGUUAAACCGAGAGAGACUGCAGCAACACAUCCGGUCCCCCUGGAGGGCUCGGCUGGUCCUGGGGGACAAGGUCCAGGCUGAGUGGAGGAGCCUGUACAAGCCUCCACUCUCCAAGAGGGUGGCUGACCUCCAGUGGAGACUAAUUUAUGGGAUUUUAGCUGUAAACUCUUUUAUUUCCAUCAUGAACUCAUCAGUCCAGAACAACUGUCCGUUCUGUGGAGCAGUGGAGACCAUCGUCCACUGCUUCACUGAGUGUCCUCGCCUCGCUCCUCUGUUCGAACUGAUGGAAUGUGUGUUCAGGAGAGCAGACGAGGUGUUUUCUUUUAAGACGUUCAUUCUUGGUUUUAAAUACAAAAGAGCUCAAAAAGAAAAAUGCCAAAUGUUGAACUUUGUGCUGGGACAAUCAAAAUUGGCGAUCUACAUGAGCAGGAAGUUGAAAGUGGAGGACGGUGUGGACUGUGACCCGGUGCUGCUGCUGAGCAGAACCAUCAAAGCGAGGAUUCUGAUUGACUUCAAGUACUAUAGAGAAAUGCAGAACAUGCUGCGGUUUUAUCAAACAUGGACCCAUGGUGGAGUACUGUGCUCAGUUAAAGAUGGUGGACUGGAGUUUUCAGAUCAGCUGGUCUGAUCUGGUUUUAUUUAUUGUUUUUAUUUAAAAUAUGUAUAUAUAUAUAUAUAUAUAUAUAUAUAUAUGUAUAUAUAUGAUGCUGAUUGUUGUUGUUGAAAAAAUGACUUGAAUAAAGUUGUUUUGAAAAAUCAAAAAAAAUCUCCCUCUCUCUUUCUCUCUCUCUAGCGCUCUCUCUCUCUCGCUCUCUCUCUCACACACACACACACUCUGUAUAAAGUACAAACAAAGAAUGAAUACCUUUCUCUGUCUGAAGUUGCUCUGAAAGCUUCUCCAUCGGUCCCAAAGUCGUCUGUAAACCUCAGUGGAGGUUUUCUCACUCAGGAUGUUUGUAUUUCAGUCAUUUUCCUUUGAAAUAACCACUUUUUUCACUUUUCUCUCUUUUUGCUCCAUUUCUCCGCUCUGUUGUGUGUCUAUCUGCUGCUUUCUUUGAGAGGGGGAGAGAGGACGGAGAGACAGAUUUUCUCUCUAAACAGCAGGAGUGAAAUUACCGUAAUAACUGUAUAUUGUCUGUCUGGUGAGACUUCUCAGCUUUCAGAAACCAUUGGAGUUUUUCUGACAGCACAAACUUUCCCACAGUUACGGUAAUUUAAAGAGCGCCUGUGUAAAGGUGUCGGCGCCGACAGACUGUGAGGAAAAGUCUGUGUGGAUGAAAACUCAGCUGACUGAUUUUCACAAAGACGUUUCAGUGUUGAGAAGUUUGGUUCAUUUUAUUUUUCUUCUCUUUCAGAAGAUGGUGGUCUGCAGGAGGUUUUAGAUGAACAUAAGAUCAGUCUGAAGAGGAGAUGUGAACGUGUGAAUGAAGGAAGUGAUGAAACAGGAAGUAGUCAAACCCUCCUCAACAGGAUCUUCACUGAGCUCUACAUCACAGAGGGACUGAGUGAAGAGGUGAACACCCAACAUGAGGUGAUACAGCUGGAGACAGCUUCAAAGAUGAAGACCCUCCAUGACACGCCCAUCAGGUGUCAUGAGAUCUUUCAAACCUUACCUGACCAACAGGAGAAGGUCAUCAGAGUGGUUCUGACCAACGGCGUGGCUGGUGUUGGAAAAACCUUCUCAGUGCAGAAGUUCACUCUGGACUGGGCAGAGGGUUUGGAGAACCAAGACCUCCAUCUGGUGGUCCUGCUUUCAUUCAGGGAGCUGAACCUGAUCAGAAAGAAGCGCUUCAGUCUUCUGAGUCUGCUCCAUGUUUUCCAUCCAACACUAGAGAAGGUCACAGCAGAGAGGCUGGCUGUCUGUAAACUUCUGUUCAUCUUUGACGGUCUGGAUGAAAGCAGACUGUCUCUGGAUUUCACAGACUCUGAGGUGGUGUCUGACGUCACACAGACGUCUUCACUGAACGUUCUGUUAACAAACCUCAUCAAGGGGAACCUGCUCCCCUCAGCUCUCAUCUGGAUAACUUCUCGACCUGCAGCAGCCAAUCAGAUCCCUCCUUCACGUGUGGACAGGGUAACAGAAGUACGAGGCUUCACUGACGCCCAGAAGGACGAGUACUUCAGGAAGAGGUUCACAGAUGAAGAUCUGUCCAGAAGAAUCAUCUCACACAUCAAGUCCUCCAGGAGCCUCCACAUCAUGUGUCAGAUCCCGGUCUUCUGCUGGAUCACUGCGACAGUUCUGGAGGACAUGAUGAGCAGAGAGCAGAGAGGAGAGCUGCCCAAGACCCUGACUGACAUGUACUCACACUUCUUGCUGGUCCAGACUAAGAGGAAGAAGCAGAAGUAUGAAGGAGGACAUGAGACAAGUCCUCAGGAGCUGACAGAGGCUGACAGUGAAGUCCUCCUGAAGCUGGGGAGGCUGGCCUUUGAACAUCUGGAGAAAGGAGACAUCAUGUUCUACCAAGAAGACCUGGAGCGGUGUGGUCUGGAUGUCUCAGAGGCCUCGGUGUACUCAGGAGUUUGUACAGAGAUCUUCAGAAGAGAGAGUGUGAUCUUCCAGAAAACUGUUUACUGUUUCGUUCAUCUGAGCGUUCAGGAGUUUCUGUCUGCAGUCUACAUGAUCCACAGUUUCACAACCAGGAACAAAGAAGCUCUGAAGACUUUCCUAAGAGGCAACGAUGACAAAAUGUUUCCUUAUUCUUUUAUAAACCUGGAUGUCUUCCUGAAGAGUGUCAUGAAGAAAUCCCUUCUCAGUAAAAACGGUCACCUGGACCUGUUUGUUCGCUUCCUUCAUGGACUCUCUGUGGAGUCAAACCAGAGACUCUUAGGAGGUCUGCUGGGUCACACAGACAACAGUCCAGAAAUGAUCCAAACAGUCAUCGAGAACCUGAAGGAGAUGAACAGUGAAGAUAUCUCUCCUGACAGAAGCAUCAACAUCUUCCACUGUCUGAUGGAGAUGAACGAUCUGUCAGUUCAUCAGGAGAUCCAAGAGCUCCUGAAGUCAGAGAACAGAUUUAAGGAACUCUCAGAGAUCCACUGCUCUGCUCUGGCCUACAUGCUGCAGAUGUCAGAGGAGGUUCUGGAUGAGUUGGACUUAAGGAACUAUAACACAUCAAACCAGGGACGACAGAGACUGAUCCCAGCUGUGAGGAACUGCAGAAAGGCUGAGUAAGUCCAGGUUUUAUUCUCAGAAUAGUGUAAAUGAUCCCUGUAGUUCUUCUAAUGUCCACGUUACUGAUGAUGUUCUUCUUCAAAUAGAAAUCCACUCAAAUAUCAGGGAGGGGGUUUCUUUAGCAAAAACAUGAUCCUGGUGUCUAAAGUCCUGUUAGCCCAGGAUGAGGUCUACCUGUGGACCCCUGAGAACUUGUCCUGAUUGUGGAGGACCUCUUUGUUUUGAAUCGUGUCUGUAAUGAAUAAAGUGGAACUUUCAGGACAAAUCAGCGACCAUAUCUGAGGACACACAGAGGUCUUCUGAUGAUGGUAUCAGUCCAGAUCAACAUCUCAGUCAGUUGUGGUGAACUUGAGUUUGAAGAAGGUGUCUGCAGCUUCUUCCUGCUGGUUUUCAGGUUGGAAAUGAUGAAUCUGUUGUAAAUGAGGGUGUUGACAGCAUUGAUGGUGAAAAUAGAACUGGAUCAUUUUCUACACAGUGGCAGAACUGUCUCUGUACCAUCAUGUUCAUCAUUCAAUAUUCAUCAUCAAUACAACCAUGAAAACUAACAUCAUUUUCCACCACUCACUGGAGAUUAUCUGCUGGACUAGAACAUAUGAAUGAUGAGAACACAGGAGGUAUUUGGACAGCAGCUCCAUGUGUCUGAAAACAACGGUGGUCUCUCUCUAUCUCCCCCCUCUCUCUCUCUCUCUGUCUCUCUGUCUCUCUCUCUCUCUCUCUCUCUCUCUCUCUCUCUCUCUCUCUCUCUCUCUCUCUCUCUCUCUCUCUCUCUCUCUCUCUCUCUCUCUCUCUCUCUCUCUCUGCCCUCGGUGCUGCAGGUUAGCACUGACACUAGUCUGCCUCAUAACACCUCAUAGCAUGUGGAAACAGCCGUGCUCUUCCACUGUAUAUAUGGACACCAUGUCUCUAAGGAGAAGCAGUGUGACUGCGUCAUCAUCAUCAUCAUCAUCAUCAUCAUCAUCAUCAUCAGUUUUCCAUGGUGUCCCUUUGUUGUCAUGGUGAUAGUGAAGAUGAUUCCUCUCAUGUUGAGGUGUUGGUGGGCUGUAGCGGUCUCAUUUCUCCCACUCGGCUGCACGCCUCUGUUUCAGAUGUUGAUGUAAAUUGGUCAGACUGCUGCCUUCUGCUGAAACAGCCUUUAAACAAACACUGCAGCAGACUGGGGUUUGAUCCAGGUCUGAGUCUGAGAGACUGAACCAGGUCUAAAGGACUAAAACCAGCAUUUCUGUCAUUGAAUUAAUGCAGGUACCCAUAUUGGUCCUCCGUGUUGAUAUGAUCAGGACUCAUUAUUGAUACCUCACUUCAUGAUUUAGUGCAGACAUUUAAAAAAGUGAAGAAAACACGUUCAAAUGUGAAUCUCUUUUAUUUCCCCUGACUCCAAAUGUUUCUUUCUGUAUGAAACACAAACUAUAAAAAUUCAAUCUGUUAUUUUUAUAGGAGUCAUGAGAACGUACGCCCCCUAGAGUUCAAAUAACCUCAACCCUGAAUUUGACCACAGCUCCUCAGGUUUAACUUUGUUUUUAUCGUUUAACUAUCAUGAAGUAUUGGACGAUAAUGUGCAGACAGAGAGAGAGAGAGAGAGAGAGAGAGAGACAGAGAGAGAGAGGGAGAGACAAAGAGAGGAAGACAGACAGAGAGAGAGAGAGGGAGACAGAAAGAGAGGGAGAGAGAGACAGAGAGAGAGAGAGAGAGAGAGAGAUGACCAGAGCCCAAAGACAGAGGUUCAGUGGGUCUUUGUUUCUGUCUCUUAAAGGUCUCUCUGGACUCAUCAGGCUUUAUAAAUGUGUUUCUGCUGCUGAAGGGAAUGUUACAUGGAGAAAAAACUUCAAACCAGCUCUAACCUGCUAAAAAAUUAUUUUAUCUGAACCAAUCAGAGAAAAAGGAGCUGCUGUGAUUUAGUGAGUCGUCCUCUGAUUGGUCAACAGUCAGUGUCUAUGGACAGACUUACAUUACAGCAGGAUGUCAACAUUAAACACUGAGAGGAGCACUGAUUCUCCAAGAGGUACUUUGGAUACUAACCAAUCACAUACCAGGACCAAAAACCUGGUUCUCAGUCCCCUUCUCCAACCAGAACUCAACAAUUCACUCAGUCAUAAUGAUCCAGCUGCACUAACAUGAAGACAACACUGUUAGAGAACAGAACGACUAAAAUAAGUCAUGGAGUCAUUUGUCUUGAACAUCUGAACAGUUUUUUUUUCUUCUAAACUUUGACUUCCUGUCUUCUCUCAUGGCUGUGGUCCUGAUAUUAGUAUCUGUCUGGUUAAAAAACAGGCCGUCUGUCAAACCAAAGAUCAUGUUUGUUUUUGGGGAAGAGAAACAUCAAAUUACCCUUUAAUGAAAUAUUGUUGAUAUUCAUGUUGUUACAGAUUGUGGGGCUGUGGACUCUCAGCGACUCACUGUGAAGUUGUGGCCUCAGCUCUGAAGUCCAACCCCUCCCAUCUGAGACAUCUGGACCUGAGUCACAACAAUCUGCAGGAUUCAGGAGUGAAGCUUCUCUGUGCAGGACUGGAGAGUCCAAACUGCAGACUGGAGUUUCUGAAGUGAGACACCAUUUCCUUCUGAUCGAACAAUAAGAUGUGACAGCUGCUGCCUGAGAUUUUUCUCUGUGGUUUUUCCAUCAACUUUGGUCGAGCAGUUUGAAUUUGUCGUUGUAAAACUUCGACACAGGAAGAAAAAUCCGACAUUUCAGAGUUGACUUUGAGGAGAACGAUGGAUGUAGAAAGGAAGCAGGAGAAAAUCAGUCCCACAAAUAUUACACAUGCUUGUAGAGGGCAGGAGCAGCACAGACUAAAGGCUGAUUUUGAACUGAUCCACAGUUAAUGUGAUCACUAAUGAAUGAAUGAAGUGUCAGAGAAAUGAUGAGCUGCAGAUUGAAACCUGAAGAACAAAGUUAAUCCAACUCUGGAGAUUUCAUUUGGAAACUCUUGAAAACUUGAAUUUCUUCUUUGCUCAGUCGUGUUCAAAUGUAAAAACCAGAUCCAGAUUUUUCUGCAGUUUUCACUUCAGUUUGUUGAACAUGAACAUCAUCUUGUCCAGUUGGUCCAUAAAAACCUCUCUGAUCAAUGAUCUGUUGAUUUAUUUAAGAGUAGUUUCGCAGUUGUUGACAGCAGACGGACAGACCCCUGAAUAAACUCCUGACUAUUUUCAUCUUCAUGAAGAAUUCAGGACGACAAAAGAACCUUUGAGAUUUCUCACAGGAGUUUCUCAGGAUCUCACUAAAGUUUUCUGUAAAAGGUUUUCUGAAAAAUUCCUCAAGAUUUUCAAAAAGUUUAGAGAGGAUUUUACAAAGUUCCUCAAGAUCAACUCUGAAAAAGUUCUUCUUCCAUGACCUUCAGAGGCUCAAGAACAUUGAAUCAUUAAGAGCAGGAACAGUUUCUUCAGAGGUUCAAUGAUUUUUUCCUUUUUCAGACUGAGUGGCUGCAGUUUGUCAGAGAUCAACUGUUCUUCUCUGGUCUCAGCUCUGAAGUCCAACCCCUCCCAUCUGAGACAUCUGGACCUGGGUCACAACAAUCUGCAGGAUUCAGGAGUGAAGCUGCUGUGUGAUCUUCUGCAGAGUCCAAACUGUAAACUGGAGACUCUGGAGUAAGUUUAGUCUUUGUCUGUUUCUGUUGUAGAUUUUUAUGUUUGUUCAGUUUUUUUAAUUCAAAUGUUCAUAGAAUUCUUUGAUAUUUCCAGAACUUUCUUCUUUCUCACAUAAAUUCAUAGUUUUUUAUUGAAUCAUCAGUCAGAUACAGAUGGAGGAAAACUGUGAGUUAUUUUGUUGAUUGAAUGUUGAUGAUUUUUUAUAAAUGGUUCAGAUGAUCACUGCAGUGAUGUUGACGGGUUUACUUCCUCGGUCUCUAAAUCAGUCAAAUGUUCAAGGAUGCAGUGAACUCACUAUCCAUGCAGCUCAGGAACACAGCUCAUCUUUUUCAUACAGGAAACUUUGUCAACAACAAAGGUGUGUUAAAGUCCCAUCAGUCAGCAGCUUCAGUCACAAACCUCGCUAUCAGAGCUCCGUCAUUUCAACCCUCUGUAUAACUCCUCAGCACAGACCAGACCCUGUGAGCACAUCCUCACAACAUGCUGCUUUAGUUACAACAACAACAAUCAGCUGUUAGCAGAGAUUUCAUCCAAACAGUCCAGGAUACAAACUUUGAAGUGGUUGGAAAAUUCAGGUGUCCACCGCUCAUGCAGAGUUGACUCAUGUUGAUGAUGUUUUCAUGUCUAGAGGACAUGCUGGAGUGAAUUCAACCAAACCUCCUGAGAAAAAGACAGCGGUGGCAGACAUUAGAUCAGGCUUCAUGACGUCUGUGCGUCCCUUUAUUCAACCAGAUCAGCAGUCCCAGAGUUUUCCCUCAUCUCUUUAGAUUUGAUGGUUUUUGUGAUUUUGAUGUUUCCACACAAACUUAAAAUAAAAUUUUAGAUUUGACAUUUUGAACAUAUUCAUGAGUUAAUAUUGAUUAAUUACAACCAUAUCAUACUGAUAUCAGACAGGAGUGUGACAGGUGUUUAUUAGUCUUUUUGACACGUUACAAUCAUGAGGAUAAAGUCAUGGACUAAACUUGGGCUCCCAGUUUCCUUGUUGUUGUUUCUUCAGCUAGCAUCGUUGUUUUCAUCACAGUUAUUAAAGUAAUAAUGAUGCCUCAUAAAUUCAGAGUCACAAAAAAACACCAAACAAACCAAAUCUGAACAUGAGGUUUGAGUUGUCAUGAGGAGGAAACGAGAAAGAUCUGCUCUGACAGUUAGAAACACAGACACCUGAAUUUACACUGACAGACACACAAAUACAGACAGUGAGACACAGAUUCAGAUUCAGAUUCAGAUUCCUUUAUUAACCAUUGUGUAAAACACAUAGGAAUUUGCUUUGGCAAUAGCAUGAGUGUGUUCGGAUGUUUUUUCACAGAUAACAUAAAACACAAACAACACAGUGCAGAAAAAUGGAUAAAUAUAAAGUGCAGUAGGAUCAAUAGUGCAAAUGUUGUUGAGUCAUUACAGUUUCAGAGUUUCAGAGUCAUUUCAAGUGACAAAGUCCCUAGUGGGUGGGGAGAGGAGGGAGGCCAGACUCAUUGAGCAGCCUGGCAGCAGAGGGGAAAAAACUGAGUCUAUGGCGUGCUGUGGUGGCCUUCAGCAGCCGCAUCCUUCUCCCAGAGGGGAGCAGGGAGAGGAGACUGGCCAGGGUGGGAGGGGUCGGCUAUGAUUUUUCUUGCCCUCCUCAGCGCCCUGGAGUUGUGCAGGGACUUGAGGGAGGGCAGCGGGCGGCCAAUCACCCUCUCCGCUGAACGAAUCACCCUCUGCAGCUUGAUAAGGUCUUUUGCAGCUGCAGCGGGGAACCAGGUCCAUCUUCAACCAGUGGGUGAGGAUGGACUCAAUGAUGGCCGUGUAAAACUGAGUCAUCAUGGUCCUUGAUAGUCUGUACUUCCUCAGCUGCCUUAGGAAAAACAGUCUCUGCUGGGCCUUUUUCAAAAGGGACAUGAUGUUCAUGACACACAAAUACAGACAGUGAGACACAGACAGAGACACAGACACACAAACACAGACACACACAGAGAUUUUCCUCUUCGUCUCUUUGCUGUGAUGACUGAAGUCACAAAAACAAAGUUUUCUUCGUCACUUUUAUGAUUGAACCAAAAAAGUUAAAGAGCCAAACUCUCAGAUGGCUCAUAUGGUUUGAAAGGUUCCUGCAGCAAAACCCGAUUAGAGAGUGGACUAAAUGAAAUGAAAUCAGCUGACCUGUCUCAUCAGAGUCUCAUCCAUUCUCUGUUUGGCAGAGCGCUGAUGUUACAGUCUGAGAGCACAUUCAGGUUCAGCUUCACAUGGGCUGGAUCUGCUCAAUACAAACUCUUGAGACCAGCCUGGUUGAGGGAGGUGGGCUCAGUGUCCUGGGUGACUCUCUCUGAGCUCUUCUUGGUUGAGAGUAUUUCUGGUUUGUCUCUGACUUCCAUGAACUCAGAUCUGGAGGAUUGCUGGCUGGUCCGGUCCAGUUCUGACAGUAGAGACAACACAGUCUGUUAUUCUGGGUUGAGUGUUCUUGUUGAAGAUCAGUGUACAGUGAGGGAUGAAGGCAGACAAAGAUCCUCCUGUUUCCUCCAUGUCACAGUUCAAGUUCAUUUUGAAGACUUUGAUUGAUCCGAGCGCUGAAGAGGAACAGGAAACGUGGAGUAGAGAGUGAGGGAGGACUUACAGCAAAGGAUCAUGGGAGUCCAACCAGCAACUGCUGCAACAAAGACUCCACCUUCUGAACACCUGAACCUCUAAUCCAAACCAGUGCUCCAUCACAUUUAAUGUCUUGUUCGUUAUUUUACAUGGAGGGUCAGAGCAGACCAGAUCAUGAGCUCUGACAGACUGGAUCUGGUCCAAAGGUCUCCUGUUGGAGUUCUCUAAGCGCCAUAUUUUAAACCUGAACACCUGAAGUUUAAUUAUUAAUUAUUUUUAUCUUCAUUCUCUUUCCUUUUUUCAGACUGAGGGGCUGCAGUUUGUCAGAGAUCAGCUGUUCUUCUCUGGCCUCAGCUCUGAAGUCCAACCCCUCCCAUCUGAGACAUCUGGACCUGAGUACCAACGAUCUGCAGGAUUCAGGAGUGAAGCUGCUGUGUGACUUUCUGAAGAGUCCAAACUGUAAACUGGAGACUCUGAGGUCAGAAUUUUUUCCUCCAUUCAAACAUGAUCAUGAUUUGUUUGUGAUGAUGACACUAAACUGCUGACUCAGGACUGAAAUACUGACCCAGACUGAACACCUUCAGUCCAGAGUAGAUUUUCUGCAUCAGUGGAUUAUUUGAUUGACUCCAGUUCGAUCACUGCUGAGCUCCAGUGAAUUAAAACCUGAACCCAAGAAGAAAACUCUUUGUAGAGUUCACAGUGAGAAGCACAUUCAGACAGAAAACAGAAGCAGGGGGAGAUUUGUCAGACGAGAACCAUUCAAACUUUUGUUCAGGACAAGAUCAGGGAAUAGAAAAAACUCAGAGUUUAGUUUCUGACUCUGAUGAAAGUCCAGCUCUGUUACUUUGAAUUUUGUUUUUGAAUCUUUGUGUGAAAAUCUGAAUUUUCUGGUUUAUCUGCACUUUUCUGAAGCCUUGCUGUGUUUAGACUGAAAUAUUUUCCUCUCAAAGACGUGAUAUUUUUGGUUCAGGAGAGUUCAAACACUCUGAACAUCCUUUAUUUCCCAUCCGUCCUGAAGUCGCUGACAUUCUCUGAAAAUAUUGAUCUGCAUCUACAAUCAGUAAAAAAGUCUCUUGAGUUUUUUAUUUCACUAUUUAAUGUGUUUUUGAAUUCACUGUUUCAAACUGACUUCCUGUUUGGUUCAGCUCUUUGGAGCGUCACUUUUCUGUGAUUCAGACUUUCCAAACCUUUCCCCUGAACUCUACAGAUUUAAGACAUCAGGUUUCAAACUGGAUCAUUUUUCUCUAAAAUCUCAUUAUUUCCUCUUUAUUUAGGUUGAGUCUCUGCAGUUUGACAAAGAUCAGCUGUUCUUCUCUGGCCUCAGCUCUGAAGUCCAACCCCUCCCAUCUGAAAACUCUGGACCUGAGUUUCAACAAUCUGCAGGAUUCAGACGUGGAGCUGCUGUGUGAUCUUCAGAAGAGUUCAGACUACAGACUGGAGGAUCUGGAGUCAGUAUAGAGUUGGAGUUAGUCUGUGCUGAUCUCUCCUGUUCCUCUCCACACAGUAUCACAGCAGAUAUUCAGUAUUUCCUGCUGACUCUUCGACCCUCUCAGAGGAUUCUUUCUUUAGUGAAGCUGUGAGAACAGAAAUCAUCAAACCAGGAGUGUAAGAGUGUCAGUCAUGAAAAAAGUGUCUCCUCGUCUCUAUAUUUCAGAUCAAAUGUAGAAAUGAGACAUAAUGAAAUAGAAAUGUUCAGUUUCUGCUCUGAAGUGGAGUUUAUAGUUCUCUGUAUUCAACACAGACUUUAUUUCUCUGCUAACUUGUUGAUUUUGAGCUCUAAGUUUGAAAACAGACAGCUGUUCUUUAUACUUGUUAUUUUCACAGCAGGUUUGUUCGAUCAGCUUUAACACAUUUGACAGGAAUGAUUUCUUUAUUUUGAUGAUGUUGGUUUAUUUGUGAGGAAACCUGCUGCUUUACACCAUCACUUCUGGUCUGAGCAGGACUGAGACCUGCUGGUCUGUAAACUGGAUGUUCUUCAGUCCAGCUGAUGAAGUGAGUCUCAGAGUGGAAACACUGAUCGUCUUUUUUUCUCUCCUCAGAUGGAGUUAA